CCUAGCCUAGCCUAGCCUAGCCUAGCUAGCGACAGACAGUGCUAGCCUAGGCCUCGAUCUUUGUGUUUAUUGGAGCGUGGUCUCGGCGGACACACCGGCGUCCGGCCGUCCCCGCACUGGCCCCACGUUGCCGCUCGCCCUGCUGCCUCGUGUCCGACACGGUGGACGUUCUCCUGGGAGACAGUAGCGCCCGCGAAGUGAUCAAAUGAUUGUAGCCCUACAAGCUAACUUGGAAAUGUCAGCUUCCGCAAAACUUGCACCACAUUCGGGGGCUGCCAUGCAAAGCCCAGUGCAAGACUUGUUUUGAACGCAAAGCGCCGGUGAUGCACAUCUGUUAAGGGGAACAAGUCGGCAGGUCUUCUUUAGGGGGUCAUUUCUAUCUGUUGUUGUGGUGAGGUGUUCGAAUUCCAAGGAAGCAUAUCUGUUGUGUUUGUUUUGGCUCUGUGCACCACUCCUCUCAUCGUCAGUGCCCUGUGUCAAAUCAAAGCACUGCCAAAAAAUAAUGUCAAUUCAUCACUGAUGCUGUGCAGGUGGAGAGAAAUCACAGGACAGAGGAAGAGGAGGAGAGCCACUGAACUAGACGAGGCAGCCGAGAGUAGGGAGCCGUGGGUGUGUCUGCGAUGGCCGGUGGAAGGAGAGGGGCGAACCGCACCACGUACUGCAGACCUCCACUGAGCAGCGAGCCCGGCUCGGUCAGCAACGGCAACCACUCGACCAGCUCCCCGGUCACGGGGGUGCGCUCUCGUACGAGGAACGGGUCGGGGACGUGCAUGUCCAGCCCCCCGCUUGCCGCCCAGACGGUCGUUCCCCUGAAGCACUGCAAGAUCCCAGAGCUGUCGGUGGACUGUAACGUGCUGUUCGAGCUCCACCUCUUCAUCUGCCACCUCAUUGGCCUCUUUGUCCACUAUGUCAACAUCUACAAGACUGUGUGGUGGUACCCCCCCUCUCACCCUCCCUCACACACGUCACUGAAUUUCCACCUCAUUGAUUAUAACAUGCUGGUGUUCACAGUCAUCAUCCUGGCAAGGAGGUUGAUUGCAGCAAUUGUUAAAGAGGCAUCACAGAGCGGGAAACUCUCCUUCCCCCAUUCAAUCUUUUUGGUGAUGGCUCGGUUUGCUGUGCUAACGCUGACGGGCUGGAGCUUGUGCCGCUCCCUCAUUUACCUAUUCAGAACCUACUCUGUGCUCAGCCUGCUCUUCCUCUGCUACCCGUUUGGAAUGUAUAUUCCGUUCUUCCGGCUGAACUGUGACUUCCGGAGAGUCGGCCCGCUCUCGCCCAUCGCCAGCAUCGGCUCCAAAGAGGUAGGCAGCGUGGGCCGGGGCAGGGACUACCUGACCGUGCUGAAGGAGACGUGGAAGCAGCACACCAGCCAGCUGUACGGCGUCCAGGCCAUGCCAACGCACGCCUGCUGCCUCUCCCCGGACCUCAUCCGCAAGGAGGUGGAGUACCUGAAGAUGGACUUCAACUGGAGGAUGAAGGAGGUGCUGGUCAGCUCGAUGCUCAGUGCUUACUACGUGGCCUUUGUUCCCGUCUGGUUUGUCAAGAGCACACAGUACGUGGACAAGCGCUGGUCUUGUGAACUUUUCAUCCUGGUGUCAGUCAGCACGUCCAUCAUCCUUAUGAGGCACUUGUUGCCACCUCGAUACUGUGACUUGCUUCACAAAGCUGCAGCUCACCUGGGCUGCUGGCAGAAAGUAGACCCCUCCCUCUGCUCCAAUGUCCUUCAGCACAUUUGGACAGAGGAGUACAUGUGGCCACAAGGAGUCCUGGUCAAACAUAAUAAGAAUGUGUACAAGGCCAUGGGCCACUACAAUGUUGCAGUUCCAUCAGACGUGUCCCAUUAUCGCUUCUAUUUCUUCUUCAACAAGCCUUUACGAAUACUGAACAUACUCAUCAUCCUGGAAGGUGCUAUGAUAUUCUACCAGCUCUACUCACUGAUAUGCUCAGAAAAGUGGCAUCAGACGAUAUCGCUGGCUCUGAUUCUCUUCAGCAACUACUACGCCUUCUUCAAACUUCUGCGAGACAGAAUAGUCCUGGGAAAGGCAUACUCGUACUCAAACAGCUCAUCAGACCAGAAAGUCAGUUAAGAUUUAAGUUAUUGUCCGUCACAUUCACAUUGGAACAAGACAAACACGCCUCAGAGCUCCGUAUUUUAUAAACUGCAUUUUGUGUCACGUCUUUGUUCAGUUCUGCCAUAAUAAAAAGAAAUAUUUUUGUAUUACUUCAAA
Scophthalmus maximus (turbot) is the source of this 2228-nucleotide messenger RNA. It is a transcript of the gene tmem39b, whose product is annotated as transmembrane protein 39B. NCBI's taxonomy places the organism in Eukaryota, Metazoa, Chordata, Actinopteri, Pleuronectiformes, Scophthalmidae. The record is from RefSeq and is a predicted model, not a curated record. The coding region runs from base 621 to 2087 and encodes 488 amino acids. The transcript has 9 exons. Gene Ontology annotation, cellular component: membrane.